AUAGUGCCCAACCACUUCGACUGUCGGGGAUUAAACGCCGGCCUGCAGGAAGCGAGACCAUCAGUCUACCGUCCAGCCCAAGUGGUACUACCGUUCAGAGACAGUGUGAGAUGUGGCACCACCGCUCAGAGAGUGUGAGAUGUGACACUGCCGCUCAGAGAUGUGGCACUAGAGAUGAUGAAGGAGGGAUGCCAGCUGUGCAGGAGCCCUCAAUGACGCGGUAAGGUUCAAGUAACAUAACAGAGCGCGAACAGCUGCAUGACCACACAGAUGAAGGGCAACACCGCUACUCAAAUGUGUGGCUGCCGAAGUUGUCGCACAUAAACCAGUGUACUUUGUUCGUCUGGCAGCGUGCCGAGACUCUGCUAAUGACACUAAGUGGUCAAUGGUCGUUGGACGGCCUCACUACCCAGUGUGGCUCGCAGCUGGGGUCGUGGUCUCCUGCCUGACUUGACCUUCACCGAUAUUUAGAGAUAUAUAUUACAUGUUCACGAGCGUAAUCAAUGACCAGGACCGUCAAGAACUGUACAGUGUCACUUCAGAAGGCAGAACCAUCUCUUCACCCAACUGAAAUGUCUAAAUUUUACCACUAAACUCUGUUCCUUAAUUUAACUUGUGAAUGGAACACUUGAAAAUCAGACCUCAUCGAAUCCACGUUAUGAGUCGGCCGUCUCCUUACACUCAUCAGUCAAGUAGUGGGAGCGUGUUGCAGCGCCUUCCCCGGGAGAUGGAGGGCGGGGGGAAGGUACAGGACUGGCCGCAGCUUGUGGCGGGACCCAGCUGCCCGCCGCGCUCCAGGGCCCUGGUCAUCGCCUCUGUCGAGAUUGUUGUUCUCGUUCUCUUCCUAGUGUUCUUGGGAUACAGAACCAUCUUCUCCAAACACAAUGGUCCGAUGCUGGAGGUCGUGGCCAUCUCGGUCUCUGCAGUGAUCCACCUGGUUGUUGGUAUUCUACUGCUGCACGCUGCUCGCCAACUGGGGGAGAGGCGCGGGGUGGUGGUGGUGUGGGCGUGGGCGUGGGUGAGAGUGGUCCUCCUGGCCACAGAUCUCGCUAUGGUGCUGGUGCAGACGGUCGCAGGGAGAGACCCCAUCAUAUCUACCUGCAUCCUCGCCUUCUGCGUCGUCUCCGUCAGCAACAUUAUUGUCGUCAGAUACUUCGUCCUCAACCACCUGGAGCCUGUCGAUGGCAGGAGACCGGGAAGCACACACCUGCAGGGAAGACCGGGAAGCACACACCUCUAGUGAAGACCGGGAACCACACACCUGUAGUGAAGACCGGGAACCACACACCUGUAGUGACGACCGGGAACCACACACACCUGUAGUGAAGGCCGGGAACCACACACACCUCUAGUGAAGACCGGGAACCACACACACCUCUAGUGAAGACCGGGAACCACACACCUGUAGUGAAGACCGGGAACCACACACCUGUAGUGACGACCGGGAACCACACACCUGUAGUGAAGACCGGGAAGCACACCUGCAGGGAAGACCGGGAAGCACACACCUCUAGUGAAGACCGGAAACCACACACCUCUAGUGAAGACCGGAAACCACACACACCUGUAGUGAAGACCGGAAACAGCACACACCUGUAGUGAAGACCAGGAAGCACACACAUGUAGUGAAGACCGGGAACCACACACCUGUAGUGACGAUCGGGAACCACACACCUGUAGUGAAGACCGGGAACCACACACCUCUAGUGAAGACCGGAAACCACACACACCUGUAGUGAAGACCGGGAAGCACACCUGCAGGGAAGACCGGGAAGCACACACCUGUAGUGAAGACCGGGAACCACACACCUGUAGUGAAGACCGGGAAGCACACACCUGUAGUGACGAUCGGGAACCACACACCUGUAGUGAAGAUCGGGAACCACACACCUGUAGUAAAGACCGGGAAGCACAUACACCUGUAGUGAAGACCGGGAACCACACACCUGUAGUGAAGACCGGGAAGCACACACCUGUAGUGACGAUCGGGAACCACACACCUGUAGUGAAGACCGGGAACCACACACCUGUAGUGAAGACCGGGAACCACACACACCUGCAGGGAAGACCGGGAACCACACACCUGUAGUGAAGACCGGGAACCACACACACCUGCAGGGAAGACCGGGAACCACACACACCUGUAGUGACGACCGGGAAGCACACACCUGUAGUGAAGACUGCACAUCUUUGCACAGUCAGCUGUGUGGAGCAUGGACUGUGUAUGUCUGAUUAUUUACGCUGGAUGAACUGUAUGUUAAGUUGUCACUUGACUACAUAUGAUGCGCAUGACUGGCAUCAUAUGUAGUUAAGUGACUAUGACUAUGACUAUGACACCGCAUGACUAUGUGGUGUGAGAAAUAAGCCUAACCUGACUAUACAAGGUGUAUGUUUAGUCUACUGUAUUAUUGGAUGUAUUAUUUCUGUUCUCCGAUGUAUUUUAUCAGAAUAAAGUUUAAUAAAAUAUGUACUUUAC
Molecule: messenger RNA, 2476 nt
Organism: Procambarus clarkii (red swamp crayfish)
Lineage: Eukaryota; Metazoa; Arthropoda; Malacostraca; Decapoda; Cambaridae
Source: RefSeq, a predicted model, not a curated record